AUGGGCCGGGGGCGGGGGCGGUGGGCCCCGGGGAUCCGCGCGGCGGCGCUGAUCCUGCUCGCGGUCGCGGCUGCGGCCGGAGCCGCCGCGGGGGAUCCCGAUCCCGACGAGCUCGAGCGCGCGUUUCCAAUAGUGGAGCCAGACCAUGGACACACAAAACUUCGUCUCUCAGAACAAGGUCUAGAAGCAAUUCGAAGGAUUGAAACUCCUAUUGCUGUUGUUGGUGUCAUUGGUCCGUAUCGAUCUGGAAAAUCUUUUCUCCUCAACCAGCUUCUCUCCUUAUCUUGUGAUAAAGGUUUUGGAGUUGGUCAUAUGCGAGAUACUAAAACUAAAGGUAUUUGGAUUUGGGGUACUCCAGUUGAGAUGGUUGUUGAUGGUUCCAAAGUUUCUGUCCUUUAUCUAGACACUGAAGGGUUUGAAAGUGUUGGGAAAUCAAAUGUGUAUGAUGAUAGGAUAUUUGCUUUGGCGACUGUCUUAAGUUCGGUCCUUAUCUACAACCUUCCUGAGACGGUACGUGAAGCUGAUAUAUCUAGGCUUUCAUUUGCCGUUGAAAUUGCUGAAGAAUUCUAUGGAAGGUUUGGGCAAGAUGUUGCUUUUGAGCCAGCAAAGCUUCUCUGGCUUAUCCAGAGGGAUUUCCUCCAAGGAAAAUCUGUUCAACAAAUGGUCAAUGAAGCCCUCCAGCGGGUGCCUAAUGAUAAUGGUGACAAAUAUAUUGAUGAGGUCAAUCAAAUACGAGAUUCUUUGGCAGUUAUGGGCAACAACAGCACUGCUUUUAGCUUGCCCCAGCCACAUCUUCAAAGAACGAAAUUAUGUGAUAUGGAGGACAAAGAGCUUGAACCCUUAUAUGUAAAACAGCGGGAGCAAUUAAAGCAGCUUGUUUCAUCCAUUGUAAAACCAAAAAUCGUGCAGGGUAGAACUCUCAAUGGGAAGGACUUUGUGUAUUUCUUGCAGCAGAUUCUUGAGGCUUUGAAUAAAGGCGAAAUUCCAUCAACGGGAUCUCUGGUUGAAAUUUUUAACAAAGCCAUUCUUGAUCGCUGUCUGAAGGUGUACAGGGAGAAAAUGGAUGGCCUAGGCCUACCAGUACCAGUAGACGAGCUGCAGAAACUUCAUGAGAUGUCAAAUGGUGAAGCUAGAAUUCUCUUUGAUAAGCAGCACUUUGGCAAACAUCAUGCUGCUGAGUCGGCCCUCAAGCUUGAAGAUGAGAUUAAAAAGGUGUACAGAAACUUCCUUCUAGCUAAUGAAUAUCAAUCGUCAAAGCUGUGUGAAGCUCGCUUUUCUGAGUGUGAAGAUAAGAUGGAUCACCUUCAAGUCUUGAAACUUCCUUCAAUGGCGAAAUUCAAUGCAGGCUUUACUCACUGCAAUCAAAGUUUUGUAAAGGACUGCGUGGGACCUGCAAAAGAAAGCUAUGAACGUAGAAUGUCAAAGAUGCUUGCCAAGUCUCGUGCUCUUUUCAUCAAGGAGUACAAUAACAAGCUUUUCAAUUGGUUGGUGACCUUCUCUUUGGUCAUGGUGGUCAUCGGACGCUUUGUCAUCAAGUUCUUCUUGCUUGAAAUUGUCGCUUGGGUGAUGUUCAUCUUCCUAGAGACGUACACGAGAAUGUUCUGGUCAGCAGAAUCACUGUACUAUAAUCCAGCUUGGCACAUCAUUGUUUCUUCCUGGGAAAUCAUCGUGUACAGCCCUAUUCUUGAUCUGGACAGAUGGGCCAUCCCAAUUGUCAUAAUGCUAUCAUUUGGGGUUCUUUACUGGAGAUGCUUCGGUGGUAGAAGGAAGCGGGGAAGGGGUUCACUCCUCCCAUUGUACAAGAAUUCUUACAAGAACUCGAGUCGCCCGAGAUCAGACUAG
This is a messenger RNA of Miscanthus lutarioriparius, 1842 nucleotides long. NCBI's taxonomy places the organism in Eukaryota, Viridiplantae, Streptophyta, Magnoliopsida, Poales, Poaceae. The record is from the annotation of a GenBank genome assembly.